CUGGGUAGUGGCUGGGCUCUGUAGUUUCAGACUCAGUCUCCUGCUGACAGGACACAGAAGGUCAACACAGCCUGCCAGGGGAAGGUCAGCACAGCCUGCUUUGAGCCACCACUGCCAGGGAAAAGGGGAGGUGUAGAGCCGUGUGGGGUAGUCAGGGCUAAGGUUCAUCCUGUUAUCGCUGCUCCAAAGAGCCUCUUGUGGGAUAUGCGCAGAGCGGUGAUGGGCAGUGCCUCUCUCGUGCUGAGGGCAGCAGCCUGGUCUUCCCCGCGGCUGCCUCCGCUCUCCUUUAUACGUCACAGGGCCAUGUCUGGGCCAAAUCUGUGGGUGCCCCCCCCAACAGUGCUGCAGCAGCCCCUGGCCGUUCCAGACAGGCUGCUUCUAGGGCCUGGGCCCUCAAACGUCCCUCCCCGGAUUUUGGCUGCAGGUGGUCGCCAGCUUAUUGGACACGUCCACAAGGAAAUGUUCCAGAUCAUGGACGAGAUCAAGCUGGGGAUCCAGUAUGCUUUCCAGACCCAGAACCCGCUGACCCUGGCCAUCAGUGGCUCCGGCCACUGUGCCAUGGAGGCUGCGCUCAUGAAUGCAGUGGAGAGAGGAGAUGUGGUGCUGGUGGCAGUGAAUGGCAUCUGGGGCGAGCGUGCAGCAGACAUCUCGGAGAGGCUGGGAGCUGAUGUUCAACAGAUGGUGAAGUCCCCUGGAGAGUACUUUACACUCAAGGACAUUGAGCAGGGUCUGGCACAACACAAGCCAGCAGUGCUCUUCAUCACACAUGGGGAGUCAUCCAGUGGUGUGCUCCAGCCGCUGGAUGGCCUUGGGGAGCUUUGCCACAGGUAUGGCAGCCUGCUGCUGGUGGACUCAGUAGCAUCACUGGGUGGUGCUCCUAUCUUCAUGGACCAGCAGGAGAUUGACAUUUUAUACUCAGGAUCUCAGAAAGUGCUAAAUGUUCCUCCUGGCACUGCUCCAAUCUCCUUCAGCGAGAGAGCCAGGAAGAAGAGUUUAAACAGGAAGACAAAGCCUCCCUCUUUCUACCUGGACCUGGGCUGGCUAGCUAACUACUGGGGCUGUGAUGGCAAGCCAAGAAUGUACCACCACACACCACCCGUCAAUAACUUCUUCAGCCUGAGAGAGGGCUUAGCUAUACUGGCUGAACAGGGGCUGGAGAACUCCUGGAAGUUGCACAAGGAGAACUGCCUCUACCUACAUGAGGGGCUGCAGAAGCUGGGCCUCAAACUCUUUGUGAAGGAAGAGGUGGCAAGGCUUCCAACCGUCACCACCAUUGUAGUGCCUGAGGGAUAUGACUGGAAAGAGAUCACAGAGUUCCUUAUGAAUAAAUAUGCGAUUGAGAUCACAGGGGGCCUGGGGCCUUCAGUAGGAAAGGUUCUUCGAAUAGGACUCAUGGGCUAUAACUCCACCAAAUUCAAUGUCAACAGAGUCCUCCAUGCCCUGAAAGAUGCCCUCCAGCAUUGUCACAAAAGCAAGAUGUGAGUUCCUUGUGCUGCAGCUUCAGAAACAAGGAUGGAGAGGCCAGCUCCGGCCUUGGUCAUGCCAUUGUCUUAUCUAGAAUUCAAAUCAGAAGGUGGAAAGGAGAUGGUGCCCUCUUUCCCUCACGUCUAUUGUACCUGGCAAAAUAUUGGUGAACACCUGGCCAGCUGAAGCACCUUCCAGGGGAGAAAGGAGUCUUUCAGACUCAGAAGGGCAGAACGUUCCAUUGAGAACUGGCUGUUUGCAGUAUUGAUUGGAUCUGCACAUGGACAUUCAGAGUGUUUGCUUUACUGGCAAAUAAUCAGCAUGUGGGAGGGGCAGUGUGGGAUUGACAGGAAAAAACAAGAGGGGACAAGGCCAAUGAAGUGCUGGAGGAGUGGAAUAACAUGAUCCAGCUGAUAGGUGCAGUUAUAGAUCUGAUUUGGCUUUCAACCUGUCCACAGCAGGAGGAGGUGGUGAGGCAGCAGCAUACAGAAUUAUCCCACAGCCCUGAUCAUGACUUGAUUUUGCAGCAUUCACUUGUGGAACAAUGCACUCCAGCAUACAAGGGGAAAGGUGAGGUGGUCAUAGAGACCCAGUGCAACCUGAGUGUGCAUCAGCAGUGUUGUGUGAUGCUCUUGCCCAGAAGCCAGAGUGGGCCUACAUAGGGGGGCAAGGAGCUAAGUGUCCUGUUUACAUGAUGGGGAGCACAGGUAAGCCCCUGUCUCUUCAGCCAGGCCUACUUUGCUCCUAUGUCCCCUCCUUAGCACCCUGCAGUCUUUAAAAGUUAUAAGCAGUGCAGGAUCUAUUGCUGCCUAGUGCAGAGAGCUGGCUUAUCUACACCCUCUGCACUCAUAGCCUCCCUUUACACUCCUUGCAGCAUGGCAGCUGUGCUCUGAUCUGCAGGCCCAAGGCCUUCUAGGAACAUGGCUUCUUGUUCAGCCCUGUCCACUUCUUCCUUCUCCUUCCUUGCAGCUUCUGCCCCAAUUGUCCCCACAGCCAGCAGGGGCUAGGCCACCAGCACACAGUGGUCCUGCAAUUAGGAAGCUACAUCCUCCAAAAAAGGUAUUUUAAACCAAUCAGGACCAUAGGAUCAGAUGCCAGGCUCUAACUGCAGGAUUUGAUAUACAAAACCAUACAAAAACAAACACCAUGUGCAUGUGUAAAUUUGCCAGUACGUGCGAUGUGAACAGAGGGUGGAAUACACUAUAUUAAUAAACAGAGACAUGUGGCACAACA
Molecule: messenger RNA, 2697 nt
Organism: Alligator mississippiensis (American alligator)
Lineage: Eukaryota; Metazoa; Chordata; Crocodylia; Alligatoridae
Gene: AGXT
Product: alanine--glyoxylate aminotransferase
Exons: 11
Coding region: 205-1482 (425 amino acids)
Cellular component (GO): peroxisome
Molecular function (GO): L-serine:pyruvate transaminase activity; L-alanine:glyoxylate transaminase activity
Source: RefSeq, a predicted model, not a curated record